UUUUUGUCCUCCAAUUCAACACAAAUACAGUUAAUAACUGAACGCUUGAAAUGAGUUUCAAAAGUUUGUAUUCAAAGUUGUGGAGAAAUAGUUAUCACGUUUUCCGAUCGGUGUCUCAAAUCACUACAAAACCCGAGACCAGAAUCAGUGAUAUUCUUCGUCGAGAGUUCCCGAAGGCGACCGAAAUCGUGGUCAACGAUAUAUCGGGCGGAUGUGGCGCUAUGUUUGAGAUACACCUGAAGGCCGAAGAGUUCAAUGGACUCAAUACUGUUAAACAGCACAUGAAAGUCAAUGAUGUGCUGAAGAAUGAGAUCAAAGACAUGCAUGGGAUCCGUAUUUAUACCCAACCGGUGGUGCCAUCGAAAUGAUUACUGUAUUGAAAAUCAUUGCCUUUUCUUAUAUACAUAUUUUAGGUGAAAAUCUUUUAGCUCUAGUUGUGAGGCAUUCAGAAGUU
Messenger RNA from Medioppia subpectinata, 454 nucleotides. NCBI's taxonomy places the organism in Eukaryota, Metazoa, Arthropoda, Arachnida, Sarcoptiformes, Oppiidae. The record is from the annotation of a GenBank genome assembly.